AUGCGCUACAACGAGAAGGAGCUGCAGCGGACGGACGAGGCCGAGCCCGUCGGAGCCCUGCUGCUGGAACACUGCAGAGUCACCCAGGAAGAGCCCACCGGAUUCUCCAUCAGACUUACUCUUCUCCGUUGGGGAUCCCUGAUCUCUCGGUGUUCUUCGCUGUCCUAUCACCCGUUCUCAGUGCCCGGCUUUGUGCCAGCAACGCUGGAGGAUUUUCUUGGGUCGCCUGGAGAGGGUUUCGUGGAGGACCCGGAAAGGAAGUACCACUUUGAAUGUUGCAGUGAGGAGCAGUGUCAGCAGUGGAUGGGAGCUCUGCGUCAAGCCAGCUACGAGUUCAUGCGCAGGAGCCUCAUCUUUUAUAGGAACGAGAUCCAGAAGAUGACUGGCAAGGACCCCCUGGAGCAGUUUGGCAUAUCAGAAGAGGCCCGGUUCCAGCUGAGCGGCCUGAAGGCGUGAGUCCGGAUCCGGCUCCUCAGCUUUACUCCUGAGGCUGGAAGGAACCCCGCCCUCGCCAGCCCGGGGGUUGAGCCCCGGACUUGAUCCUGGAUCCGCCUGGAUCUGCGGAGUGAGCUGUUCCGGCUCAGAGACUUUAAAAGCCUGAGGUUGCUGAGGAUGGGUGAGCACUGUGCCUUGGGACCCCCUAGACUGGGGUGGCACCUCUCAAUGCCACACGCUGCUGCCGGGGGACAAGCAUCUACUCCUAGGCGCUGUGCCCGGUCCUAUAGGUACGUCUUCCAGGGCAGCUCCUCUGCCCGAUGCAGGCUUAAUGUGCGGAGCUAGACGCUGCUGUGAAAGGAACGGGCCGCACCCCAGGCCACUGUGAAUUCCGCCACCGAGGGCGGGGUUGGCUGGCGCCUCUGGGCUGAGCUGGACCCGUUCAGCCCCGGGCCGGUGGGCUCAUUCUGUUUAAAUAAAGGUACCUCUUUUUCACACGG
Pteropus alecto (black flying fox) is the source of this 935-nucleotide messenger RNA. RefSeq names its product pleckstrin homology domain containing J1 (gene PLEKHJ1). Gene Ontology annotation, biological process: retrograde transport, endosome to Golgi; receptor recycling; endosome organization. Lineage: Eukaryota; Metazoa; Chordata; Mammalia; Chiroptera; Pteropodidae. Gene Ontology annotation, cellular component: early endosome; trans-Golgi network; recycling endosome. The transcript is spliced from 7 exons. Bases 1 to 456 code for a protein of 151 amino acids. The record is from RefSeq and is a predicted model, not a curated record.